Molecule: messenger RNA, 2185 nt
Organism: Pistacia vera
Lineage: Eukaryota; Viridiplantae; Streptophyta; Magnoliopsida; Sapindales; Anacardiaceae
Product: MLO-like protein 6
Exons: 15
Coding region: 201-1976 (591 amino acids)
Biological process (GO): defense response
Cellular component (GO): membrane
Source: RefSeq, a predicted model, not a curated record
GUCCAAACUUCAUUCAUAAAAACCCAUAAGCAAAUUAAGCUUUGUAUAUAUUCCCUCAUUUGUACAACUUUUGAUAUCAUAAAUAUUAUUAUUCUCUGCCUCUCUGCGUUUGGAGCUUCAACAACUCAGAUAAAUACACAUAUACUGUGAUUACCGAACUUAAUUUGCUGGUUUUUUUUCAAAACGAGAAAGUUUAAACCAUGGCAGGAGAAAGUGGAGGAAGAUCUUUAGAGCAAACACCGACUUGGGCGGUGGCUGUGGUUUGUUUUUUUUUGGUUGUGAUAUCAAUUUUUAUUGAAUACAUAAUCCACCUGAUUGGAAAGUGGUUGAGAAAGAAACACAAGAGAGCUCUUUAUGAAUCACUCGAAAAGAUCAAAUCAGAACUUAUGUUGUUGGGGUUCAUAUCGUUGCUGCUAACAGUAGGGCAAGGUCUAAUAUCGAAUAUAUGCGUAUCGGAGAGUAUCGCGAGUACAUGGCAUCCAUGUGAUAAGGAGCAAGAAGAGGAAAUAACCGGGCAGACGGAAAAAACAACAGAAAAUACAGAUGAUGAAAACCGCCGGAAACUUCUCGCGAUUAUGGUCUCUGGUGGAACCUUUCGACGAUCUUUGGCCACCGCAGCAUCAACUGAUAAAUGUGCAGAACAGGGCAAAGUUUCAUUUGUAUCGUCAGAAGGUAUUCAUCAACUCCACAUUUUCAUCUUCGUGUUAGCCGUUUUCCACAUCCUUUACUGUAUUCUAACCAUGGCUUUGGGGAGAGCCAAGAUGAGAAAAUGGAAGCAUUGGGAGAAAGAAACAAGAACAGCAGAGUAUCAGUUCUCACACGAUCCUGAGAGGUUCAGGUUUGCAAGAGAGACAUCGUUUGGCAGAAGGCAUUUGAACUUCUGGACCAAGACACCUGGCCUCAUUUGGAUAGUUUGUUUCUUCAGGCAAUUUGUUCGCUCAGUUCCCAAAGUCGAUUAUUUAACUUUACGCCAUGGAUUUAUCAUGGCACAUUUGGCCCCCCAAAGCCACACCAGAUUUGACUUCCAAAAAUACAUCAAUAGAUCACUGGAAGAAGAGUUCAAGGUGGUUGUGGGAAUCAGUCCACCAAUCUGGUUCUUCGCUGUGAUUUUCCUGCUCUUCAACACUCAUGGCACGUAUUCUUAUCUAUGGCUGCCGUUUAUCCCAUUAAUUGUAAUUCUGCUAGUGGGAACGAAGCUGCAGGUGAUUAUAAGCAAAAUGGGACUGAGAAUCGUGGAGAGAGGGGAAGUUGUAAAGGGUGUACCAGUGGUUGAGCCCGGUGAUGACCUCUUUUGGUUCAACCGCCCUCACCUCAUUCUUUAUCUCAUCAAUUUUGUUCUCUUUCAGAAUGCCUUUCAGCUUGCUUUCUUAGCAUGGAGUUGGUAUGAAUUCGGAUUGAAAUCGUGUUUCCAUGAGAACACUGAGGAUAUAGUCAUCAGAGUCAUAAUGGGGGUCGUCAUUCAGUUUCUUUGCAGCUACGUUACUCUCCCUCUCUAUGCCCUUGUAACACAGAUGGGAUCAAACAUGAAACCAACCAUAUUUAACGAAAAAGUGGCAGCAGCACUGAGGAAUUGGCAUCACUCCGCUAAGAAACACAUUAAACAAAACAAGGGCUCCGUCUCUGUCACCCCUUUCUCCAGCAGACCAACCACCCCAUCCCACCACGCAUCUCCGGUGCACCUCCUCCGCCAUUACAGGAGCGAAGUGGACAGCGUCCACACCUCACCCAGAAGAUCCAAUUUCGAUAUCGAGCUAUCCGAAACCGACUCUCCAUCUCCUUCAUAUCACUGCCGGGGUGAUGGUUCAUCAUCAUCUAAUUACCAUCACAAUAACAAUAAUACUGAUCAACCAAAUUACUAUAUAGAGUAUGAUCCGGAAGUCAAUGAGCCGGAUCAACAACCACCACCUUCUGCUCCCCACCAACACAAGAUUGACGUCGCCAAAGAUUUUUCAUUCGAUAAAAGGACAAGUAUAUAAGCAUUAGUUAGGCUUUAAUUUCAUGAUUAAAGACGCGAUACUACAUAUAUAUAUGUAUCUAUUUACUACAAUUACAAGGAUGAUGGCAUGAGCAUGAUACAGGCCAUUAGGUUUACUAAGGCCUUUGAUUUUGCAUCACCUUGUACAGUAGGGUUCUUUUGUUCUUUGCACCAUAGGGCAUGAAUAUUAUAUCAAUAAUGUUACGGACA